Molecule: messenger RNA, 1695 nt
Organism: Erigeron canadensis
Lineage: Eukaryota; Viridiplantae; Streptophyta; Magnoliopsida; Asterales; Asteraceae
Product: lysine histidine transporter-like 8
Exons: 5
Coding region: 63-1616 (517 amino acids)
Cellular component (GO): plasma membrane
Source: RefSeq, a predicted model, not a curated record
UUCAAUUAUUUGUUCAUCACGUACUUGUAGUCUUUGUACCGACAUUCAACAUUGUUGAUAAAAUGGAAACAGAAAGGCCGGAGACGGAGUUAAUAUCAAUACCAGCAACGCCGGAAAUAUUAACUCCGUCGGGGCAAAGGUCGCCAAGACCAAUGUCGUUGUCAAAAGAAGGUGGGAAUAAGUCAUGGACCCCGACUUCAUUUAUAUCACCAAGGUUUUUAAGUCCAAUAGGGACACCAAUGAAAAGAGUGUUGGUUAAUAUGAAAGGAUAUUUAGAAGAAGUUGGUCAUUUGACUAAAUUAAAUCCACAAGAUGCAUGGCUUCCUAUUACCGAGUCAAGAAAUGGGAAUGCACAUUAUGCUGCUUUUCAUAACCUUAAUGCUGGUGUUGGCUUUCAAGCUUUGGUUUUGCCUGUUGCUUUCUCUUUCCUUGGCUGGAGUUGGGGCAUAGUGUCAUUAACCAUAGCCUAUUUUUGGCAACUAUACACUUUGUGGAUCUUGGUUCAACUUCAUGAAGCAGUUCCAGGAAAGAGAUACAAUCGAUACGUCGAACUUGCUCAAGCUGCUUUUGGGGAACGGCUCGGGUUAUGGUUAGCUCUAUUCCCCACGGUUUACUUGUCUGCUGGAACUGCAACAGCAUUGAUUCUUAUAGGAGGCGAGACAAUGAAACUUUUCUUCGAGAUUGUUUGUGGGCCUCUUUGCACUUCAAAUCCUUUAAGCACUGUUGAAUGGUAUUUGGUUUUCACCUCGUUGUGUAUUGUCUUGUCUCAGCUCCCAAACCUCAACUCUAUUGCCGGACUUUCACUCAUAGGGGCAAUCACCGCAAUCGUUUACUCAACCAUGGUUUGGGUUCUAUCCGUUAGCCAAGAACGCCCGCCUAAUAUCUCCUAUGACCCUGUGUCAAUACCUUCCUUUUCAGCAUCCCUUUUUUCGUUUCUUAAUGCACUUGGUAUCAUUGCAUUUGCAUUUAGAGGCCACAAUCUAGUCCUCGAGAUUCAGUCUACGAUGCCAUCAACGUUCAAGCAUCCGGCUCAUGUGCCAAUGUGGAAAGGAGCAAAGGUUGCAUAUUUCUUCAUUGCAAUGUGUUUGUUCCCUGUGGCAAUUGGUGGUUAUUGGGCAUAUGGAAACCUUAUGCCCUCAGGAGGGAUGCUGAAUGCACUUUAUGCAUUCCACAGUCAGGAUAUAUCAAGAGGGCUGCUAGCGAUGACAUUCCUACUAGUCGUCUUUAGCUGCUUGAGUAGCUUUCAAAUAUACUCAAUGCCUGUUUUUGACAGUUUUGAAGCCAGCUACACCAGCCGCACUAACCGGCCAUGCUCUGUAUGGGUUCGGUCUGGUUUUAGAGUGGUUUACGGGUUUAUCAAUUUCUUCAUAGGUGUCGCACUCCCUUUUCUUGCCAGCCUUGCUGGUUUGUUAGGAGGGCUAACUCUUCCAGUUACAUUUGCUUAUCCAUGUUUCAUGUGGGUUCUUAUCAAGAAACCUGCGAAGUAUAGCUUGAACUGGUACUUUAACUGGACACUCGGUUGGCUAGGUAUCGCCUUCAGUUUAGCGUUUUCGUUUGGGGGCAUUUGGAGCAUGGUCAACAGUGGACUUAAGCUGAAGUUCUUCAAGCCUAACUAAUGCUUGCUUGCAACUGUUUAGAAAACUAUAUGUUUGUGGAAGUAAGUUAUUCGAAUUCUAAUGUUAAUUAUGUGAUUCA